Messenger RNA from Rana temporaria (common frog), 728 nucleotides. RefSeq names its product DnaJ heat shock protein family (Hsp40) member C24 (gene DNAJC24). NCBI's taxonomy places the organism in Eukaryota, Metazoa, Chordata, Amphibia, Anura, Ranidae. The transcript has 5 exons. The coding region runs from base 142 to 603 and encodes 153 amino acids. The record is from RefSeq and is a predicted model, not a curated record. Gene Ontology annotation, molecular function: ATPase activator activity; ferrous iron binding. Gene Ontology annotation, biological process: positive regulation of ATP-dependent activity.
CUGUUCGCAGGGCAUGAUGGGAGCUGUAGUUUUCUGGUGACCGGCGCACGAGUUGCGGAUGGAGGCGCUGUGCUGGGCGGUGUGAGCUGGCCGUGGGUAGGUAGAUGGCGUAUUUUGAAGAUGUAAGAUGAACAUUUGCUCAUGGCUUCGAAUUCAGCGACACAGAAGGACUGGUACUGCAUUCUGGGGGCACAUCCAUCCGAUAGCCAAUCAGAGCUGAAACAGAAGUAUCAAAAGCUAGCUCUGUUGUACCACCCAGACAAGCAGAACAAGGAAGAGGACAUUGAGCUGACUACAGAGGGAGCACACAAGUUUAUUGAAAUCAGUCAAGCUUGGAAAAUUCUGGGGAAUGAAGAGACAAAGCGGGAGUACGACCUGCAGCGCCGUGAAACCGAGAUGACUCGAUCCUACCAUGUGGACAAUCAGGUUUCCUUGGAGGAAAUGGAAUGGGAAGAUGAUAUGGAAUUUUACUGCUACACCUGUCGCUGUGGAGGAAAAUAUUCACUAACUGAAGAGGACUUGGAACAAUCCCUGCUGGUGAACUGCGAUUCGUGUUCUUUGAUUAUAGAGGUCUACAGGAACAGCAGGCACUUGGCGCAAUAAAAUCAGCCAUAGUCCAAAUCCUGUGCACUGACUUGGACUGCACAAGGAGACCAUUUGCAUAGCCAAUUUACCACAAUUUUUGUACAUCUCAUUUAUAAAAUAAAAUGGUACUUUUUUUUAUCGUA